AUGCUGCGAUUCACAUCAUCAAAACUAUCCGAUUGUUCUUUUAAAAUCGAUAGUGCGAAUCUUGGGAUUCACUGGAUUGAAACAGUCAGUCGUGUACUGAAACCACCUGGCGGUGGACAUACAAAUAUAUUCUCUGAGCGCGAAGUCGCAGUGAAUGCACCACGUCCCAAAUACAAUCAACAGAAUUCUUCUAAUUUGAAUGCCUGCAUGGGCUCCACUGACCCCAACAAAGUGGUGGAAAAGUUGCGAGAAGAUAUUAACAUCCAAAAGGAAGAGGUCAAAUCCAAGCCGCCCAGUCAACAGAACAAAGACAACGGCAGUGACAACAAGUCGACGAAUGCCAGCGAACCAUCUCGUGGUCGAGUGCCUCCUGGUGGUUACUCAUCCGGUGGCUUCUGGUGGUCUGGUUUAACAUAUAGCCACCGCAUAUUUAAAUAUUUACAUUUAUUACAUAAAGCGCUUGAAACAUGA
Molecule: messenger RNA, 471 nt
Organism: Scaptodrosophila lebanonensis
Lineage: Eukaryota; Metazoa; Arthropoda; Insecta; Diptera; Drosophilidae
Exons: 1
Coding region: 1-471 (156 amino acids)
Source: RefSeq, a predicted model, not a curated record